Alnus glutinosa is the source of this 2779-nucleotide messenger RNA. Its product is annotated as anthocyanidin 3-O-glucosyltransferase 5-like. The coding region runs from base 143 to 1591 and encodes 482 amino acids. Gene Ontology annotation, molecular function: UDP-glycosyltransferase activity. The record is from RefSeq and is a predicted model, not a curated record. Lineage: Eukaryota; Viridiplantae; Streptophyta; Magnoliopsida; Fagales; Betulaceae. The transcript has a single exon.
AAGCCAUAUUCAGCAUCCUUCCACCGAACUUUUCUUCCCCGUGACACCCCUUAACCAGCUCUCACACUACAUUACCACCUGGCCAGUAGGAGGACUCGACUCUCCGACUCCGACUCCGACCACAUUUCAUAGACAAAGAAGCAUGGUGGUUGCAGAGUCUGAAACCAUGAAACCCCACGUUGCAGUCCUCCCAAGCCCCGGGAUGGGCCACGUCAUACCCCUCCUUGAGCUGGCCAAGUGCCUGGUCAUCCACCACGACAUCCAUGUCAGCUUUCUCAACAUCACCACCGAAGCCUCCGCCGCCCAAAAGCAGCUCCUCCACUCACCCACACUUCCUCAAGGCCUCCACGUCAUUGACCUUCCACCUGCUGACAUUUCCACCCUCGUCAACGAAGAAACUCUGGUCCUUACCCGGCUAUGUAUCAACGUGGAGGAGAGCCUCAAGCCUUUAAAGUCGGUCCUCAUGGAGCUAGGCAAGCUACAAGCUCUCGUCAUCGAUUUAUUCUGUACCCAAGCUUUCGAAAUCUGCAACGACCUUUCCAUUCCUACGUACACCUUCUUCACUCCCUCAACUGCUUUCCUUGCUUUCUCCUUGUACCUUCCUACACUGGACCGUGAGGUGGAGUGCGAGUUCGUUGACCUUCCUGCACCGGUUCAGGUCCCGGGUUGCACGCCGGUGCGAACUGAGGACUUGCUGGACCAAGUUCGAAACCGGAAGAUUGACGAGUGCAAGUGGUUCUUGCUCCACGUCAGCCGGCUGCCCAUGGCCGCAGGGAUUUUCUUGAACUCGUGGGAGGAUCUUGAACCAGUCUCGCAUAAAGCAGUAACAGCGCACCCGUUCUACCAGAAUAUACCCACACCACCGGUUCACCAAAUCGGGCCGCUCAUCAAACAGGACGAAGCGCCGGAAACUGAAUCGGACGCAGAGUGUCUAGCGUGGCUAGACAAACAACCGUCUAAAUCGGUUCUCUUCGUGGCGCUGGGUAGUGGAGGGACUCUGACCGGUGCACAGCUCACCGAGCUGGCUUGGGGUCUGGAAAUGAGUCGGCAAAAGUUCAUAUUGGUGGCACGUAAGCCAACCGAUGCUAGCGCCUCGGCUACGUUCUUCAACGUGGGUGGAGAUGUUUCUGAUCCCAAGGCAUAUUUGCCGGAGGGUUUCUUGGAGAGGACGAAAGGGGUGGGGCUGGUGGUGCCGUCUUGGGCGCCGCAGAUACUGGUGCUCCGCCACCCAUCAACCGGUGGGUUUUUAUCUCACUGUGGGUGGAACUCCACACUGGAGAGCAUCACUCACGGUAUACCAAUGGUCGCAUGGCCGCUUUACGCUGAGCAGAGAAUGAACGCGACGAUGCUGGUCGAAGAGGUUGGAGUGGCGGUUAAGCCGGCGGUGGAAGGAGGAAAAGGAGUCGUCGUAAGGGAGGAGAUUGAGAGGGUGGUGAGGAUGGUGAUGGAGGGUGAAGAAGGAAAUGUGAUGAGGCGUAGGGCUGGAGAGCUAAAAGUCAGUGCUGUGAAAGCGUUGAACUUUGGUGGAUCUUCUUAUGAGUCGCUUUCUCGUGUCACCAAAGAAUGGAAGGCUGAGCAUAUAUAUAUAUAAAUUCUGGAUUGAGCCAAACCGGCCAGCCGAACUACCCGUUGCAGCCUCCGUGUACGGCAAGUUUGGGUUGAAUGGUUUGGGCUAUCGGAGUGUGGCCGAAUCACCGACAAAGCCACCAAGCUUCUUUCUUUACGUGUUUUUUUUUUUUUUUUGAAAAAUAAAAUUUGGUGUCAGAAUUUGGCCGCUUCAUAUUGGACGCUCCAGAUCAAAUAAAUUGCCGCAGCCCUCACUCCACAAUCUCAAAAAACUCUCUCUCUCUCUCUCUCUCUCUCUCUCUCUCUCUCUCUGUGAAAGGUUCCAGAGACAGGGAGAGAACUUUGAGCUUGUUCACCAGGGGAGGCUUCACGUCUCUCCCUCCUGGUGCUGGUCUUUCCUUUAGCCCGUGAGGACUAGGGUGAUUUUUUGUCAUCCCUCUGGUUUGCAGUUGUGGAUGUUUUGUUCUCCCAACUUAGGUUUGUGGAGCUGUGGUCCCUCACGGACUUAGAUCCGGUGAGGUUGGUAUUUUCUUUUGUUGUUUUGUUUUUGGUUUUGUUGUUCUUGGUGCAAACAGAAAGAUUCCCAAGCUCUGGCCUGUGGGAAUGGCGGAUGUCGGUGGGUAUCCGAUGGAGUUGUGCUUUAUUGGUAGAUCUAUAAGCAUCGGCUGGGUGUUUGUCUACAGGAGCUUUUCUUUCAUGGUUGCUGGCAUCCUCUGGUUUCGGUAGUCACUCGACGGAGCUGUGCGGUUCUUUCUUGCGCGGCGCGUGGCCAGCACGCGCCGGGGAGUGUCCUCCUUGGGUUAGAGUGUGAGGAUCAAAGUUUGCAUAUCCGGCUUCGUUUAGUGUCGAUUUGGUCUUCUGGAGGUUGUUCGAUGGCUGGAAGGGUUCCCGGAGUAGGUACACGCUCAACACGCCCUGAGCUUUGGCAGUGGUUCUCAUGGUGUUGGUUUUUUUCUGUUUGAAUUUGUACAUUCUUGUAUCUUUGUUCACAGUCUACCUUGUGGUAGCUGGUUUAAGCCAGGAUUUUUCCUUACUUAGUGGAUGGAGUUUCUUCAACUUUAUUCACUACAUUGGCCUACGGGCACUGAUGUAGCCUUCGGGCAGUGUUCUCGGCUUCUUUGCUCCUGUAUUUGUUCUGUGGCUUUUGCCUUGUUGUAAUCCCCUUUGGGGUUUCUUUUCAUCAAUGAAGGUUCUGGAGCUUUGUUCAAAAAAA